Molecule: messenger RNA, 321 nt
Organism: Symbiodinium sp. CCMP2592
Lineage: Eukaryota; Dinophyceae; Suessiales; Symbiodiniaceae
Source: the annotation of a GenBank genome assembly
AUGGCCGGAAAGAGCUCGGAAGCGGAGACUUUACCAAGCCGCUCGGCCUCGAGCAAAGGGCUCCAGCGGAAGCUCACCGAGAUUCCUGAAACAAACGCUCCUGUCACAUGUCGCGUGCAGUUUUUGCUCCUGGGAGAGGGUGCCCGGGACUUCGCUGGUUUUGUGACUACGACCGAGAUGGCCGAAUCGUAUCUUGGGCGCCAACAGCACGAAGUUGCUGAGGGCAAGGAUGGGCUUUCCACGACGAGCACCCUCGGUGAACGUUUCCUGCUCUUCUGCCCUCGGGUGGAUCGUGAAGAAGGUCUUGGGUGCCUUGGGUAA